Olea europaea var. sylvestris is the source of this 1323-nucleotide messenger RNA. RefSeq names its product protein YIPF1 homolog. Lineage: Eukaryota; Viridiplantae; Streptophyta; Magnoliopsida; Lamiales; Oleaceae. Gene Ontology annotation, biological process: vesicle-mediated transport. Bases 184 to 993 code for a protein of 269 amino acids. Gene Ontology annotation, molecular function: small GTPase binding. The transcript has 7 exons. The record is from RefSeq and is a predicted model, not a curated record. Gene Ontology annotation, cellular component: membrane; Golgi apparatus.
GGGGGACCAUAGCAACGAAGCUGUGGAGAAAUGGAAAUUUAGGGCUGUUCUCGAAAUAGAGAAUAAACCAUUCGAGAAAGAACUCAAAAUUUGCUGCAAAUCAACAAUUUGAAUCAGAUUUAAUGAUUAUCUAAAUCAAUUUCGUACACACUCUUUCACUACUUUUUUUUUUAAUUGAUUCCGAUGGACGAGUCUUUCAGCAGUCUUCCCACCAGCUACUUGCUUGGCUCAGUACCGGCUGUUGUUAGUGAAGAAAAGACGCCCUCUAGCCAAGAUGUUCCUGGUGCAAAUUUGCAAAUAUUUCCUCCCAAUAAUAGUGCAAGCAGGGGCACAGGAUACCAAACUCUUGGUGGUACCAGUGAUGGAGAUGAACAACAGUUGACAAACAACUGGAAAGGAGUUUUUAGCAUCUCUUCUUACACGCAAUAUUUUAAUGUAGAUACCGAUGUUGUGCUGAACAGAUUGAUCAGUUCUUUGUAUCCUAUAAGUGGAGAUUUUUUCAGCAAGAUUGAUGCCAAUCCAGACCUCUAUGGACUUGUCUGGAUCUCCACUACAUUGGUAUUUGCAAUUGCUUCCCUUGGAAAUUGUGCUACCUACCUAAUGCAUAGAAGAAGUGAUCACAGUACCUCAUGGACCUUCGACGUCAGUUAUUUAAACGUGGCAGCUUGCUCCAUAUACGGUUAUGUGUUGAUAGUACCACUGGCAUAUUACUUUUUGCUUCAGUACCUGGGAUCAAAUGCAAGCCUCAUACGCUUUUGGUGCUUGUGGGGAUAUUCCCUUUUCAUUUUCAUUCUAAGCUCUUUCCUGUUGGUUAUUCCAUUUGAGUUUCUGCGAUGGACUAUCAUAUUACUUGUUGGCGGUGCAUCAGCCAGCUUUGUUGCUUUGAACCUCAGAUCUUAUAUAAACGAAAGUGAAAUUACAAUUGUGGUUAUUUCUGCAUUUAUCCUGCAAAUGGGUCUGGCAAUCUUCAUCAAGAUGUGGUUUUUCGCAUAAAGCUUGAUUUUGGUUUGGUGCUUCUUGGGUGACAAUUUUAUCAUUUGGGGUGAAGAGUUUGUGAAAUGGAGUUGAAGCCUAUUGUUGGUUAACGGCAAUUUAGCGGUAGUGGUUUUGUUGUGUAUGAAAGUUGAGGAAUUUGAACAUGGGUUUAGUCUUUUUGAGUCACGUAGAUAAACAAUAUUUUUAGAAUAUUUGUUUUUGUUUAGAUUCUAAUUUUUGUAAAUAUACAAAUAUUGCCUCGAAGACAUUUUUGUUUGUUUCUUCUACCGAGUGUUGUCGAAACUGUUGCACUUUGUUUUGGCUACUGCUAUCCAUUCAGCUUUAUUU